Aspergillus alliaceus is the source of this 771-nucleotide messenger RNA. Its product is annotated as glutathione S-transferase. Lineage: Eukaryota; Fungi; Ascomycota; Eurotiomycetes; Eurotiales; Aspergillaceae. The coding region runs from base 1 to 771 and encodes 256 amino acids. The record is from RefSeq and is a predicted model, not a curated record. Gene Ontology annotation, molecular function: glutathione transferase activity. The transcript has 6 exons. Gene Ontology annotation, cellular component: cytoplasm.
AUGACGGAACAGGAGCACAAAGUCUACCGUCAUGCUGAUGCUGAUGGCCACUUUCGGCGGAAGGAUUCGGUUUUCCGUUCAAUUGUUUCCAGCGAUCCCACGGCUGAAUUCCCUGCUGAGAAAGACCGCUACAUCUUAUACUUGGGUUACGGCUGCCCAUGGGUGCAUAGGCCUAACAUAGUUCGAUCGCUGAAGGGCCUGGAGGAGAUUAUCCCACUGGUGGUUUUGGAUCCCGAGCUGGGGGCCGAUGGAUGGUUCUUCUCAGAUCUACAGUUAUAUUUCAAGGCAGACCCGGCGUACGAAGGGCGGUACACUAUUCCGGUGUUGUGGGACAAGAAGGAGACGAUCGUGAACAAUAAGAGUAGUGAGAUAAUGCGGAUGUUCUAUACCGAAUUGGACCAUCUACUUCCGGAUGACCUGCGCGAGGUCAACAAGCCGGGUGGGGGAUUCUACCCUCUGUAUUUAAGAAAUGAUAUUGAUGAGAUGAAUAAAUGGACCGGAUUCGCAACAACUCAGGUGGCAUACGAGGGAAAUCUUUAUCCGCUGUUUGAGGCGCUGGAUCGCAUCAAAACCCACCUGCACAGCAAAGACACCAACCUGUUCGGAGAGCACAUAACUGAGACCGAUAUCCGGUUGUACACGACCGUUGCCCGGUUUGAUGUAGCCUAUUAUCUCAUAUUCCGAUUGGCAAUGGGCAAGCGAACGGGCAGUUCGCAGAUAAUUGUCCCUGCUGGCCCGCUGCCAAAUACCUUGCCACUAGAGGACUCAUAG